Molecule: messenger RNA, 354 nt
Organism: Hymenoscyphus albidus
Lineage: Eukaryota; Fungi; Ascomycota; Leotiomycetes; Helotiales; Helotiaceae
Source: the annotation of a GenBank genome assembly
AUGUCACCCAAAGACUCAACAGGAUCCGGUGGACCAAGCGAGACGUUAAAGGAUAAGUCACCACCAAGGUGGCUGGCGUGGAUUGAAAGGCGCGGCACCGAAUGGCAUAAUAGGAGAUCUAGGUUGGAGGAGGUCGAGCGGCUCAUUGAAUAUUGCACACGGAUAUUUGGACCAAAGAUAUACUGGGAGAAUCAUUGGAUGGGGAUCCAAUUGACCACAAGCCCACAUGCACACUUGUCUCCUGAGCUCCAAAAGCAAAAGGACAAAGAAGAUUUGGAGGCGAUGAAGGAAUACAGAGAUGAUCUCAAGAAGAAUAUUAAAGCAAAAUCAUUGUCUCUGGUACCUGCUUCAUAG